GUCUGUCAGUGAAGCCAUGCUGCUGGUCUGUGUGUCGCUCUAUUUCUGACUAGUGCUGCAUACCCCCUCAGUCAGUCUUGCCCAGUCUGUGCGACUGUGAGUGUGUGACAGGGGGACUCUCAUUUUGGCUCGCUGGAUUUGCCAUUAAACAUCUGGAGCCUUUAGCUGCUUCUCUACAGUUUUGGAAGAUUGUUCUUCUCCCUCUGUGCACACGCACAUUGCCACCAUCACAUCUUGCUGACAGACGCGUGACCCUCCACCUCCACAGCCACUUCACUCCCCUUAACCCUCUCCCUACUGUGAAACCAUGGCACUGUCCUCACGCUUAAAACUCUGGGAGAAGAAGAUAAAGGAGGAAAACAAGCCAAUUGUCACAACGGUACCACCUCCGCCGCUGUCAGUUCUGCCAGGUGGUUUCCUCAAGCAGCUCGUCAGAGAUUCAGAGAAAGAGACCAAAUAUAAAGAGCCAGAGGUCAAAGAAGAAAGGCCACCAAACAAACUGAGUGACAACCUGGUGCAACAGUUUCUCCUCCCAGAUCAGACUCCUCCAAUCCUCGAGGCAGAAAUGUCCCUGCGGACAGAGCAAUUCAGCAACAACAGCGACAACAGCAAACCUCAAGGACGCAACUCAGCACAGCCAGAUGGCAGGACCUCAUCUCAGUGCCACAUAGUGACUCCUGACUCUGGGGGUAAACCUGAAACCAGACCAGACGUAACACCAGAGCCCCCAAAGCAGAAACUGCAACAGUGGGACAGAAGGACUGAAAAGAAGAGCAAAAAUAUGGAGGAGCAUACAAAGAAGGAGAGGAUAGAGGAAUUUGGGCAAGGGAAGGAGAAAGAGAAGGGGAUGGAGGAGAGGCAGGAGCCAGAGGGAAUGCAAACAGAGACAACUGUGACAGAGAAUGCCAGGAAGGAGGUUAGGGAUGUGUGGUAUGAAGCUGGAACUGUGUGGUACGUCGACAAGGAUGAUUUCAUCCGUGCUACUCAGCUGAAGCCAGACGAAGGCACACCAGAGCUGUCCGAGGGCCGGGUGAGGGUCCGGCUUGAGACGGACGGCUCAGUGCAUGAUGUCUCCGAGUAUGAAGUUGAGAAGUGUAAUCCACCAGAGCUCGACCUGUGUGAGGAUCUGAGUGACCUGCAGAGCGUGAAUGAAUGUGGAGCUCUGCACACACUGACCAGUCGAGCUAAAGCAAAUCUUCCACUGACACAUGCAGGACCAAACCUGGUCAACUUCUGGCCCCCGUUACAGACCCACAGCAAGACCCCAAAGUCACGGCGAGGGGAAUCUGUGUGGGAUGCUCCUCCUGCCUUGGCUGCCCUGGUCAAACGGGUCUACAUGUCUAUGGUUGGCACCAGAAGGGAUCACAGUGUGUGUGCAUUGGGACGCAGCGGGACGGGCAAGACCACGGCAUGUCAGACCUUCACACAUGCUCUUAUCAAACAAGCUGGCACAGCAGGAAAGAACAUGAGUGUGGAGCGUGUUCAGGCUAUGUUCACUAUCCUGAGGUCUUUUGGCUGUGUGAGCUCUAAGCACAGUGAUGCGUCGUCUCGAUUUGCUAUGGUUUUCUCAUUGGAUUUUAACCAUGCUGGACAAGCCGCUGCUGGACACCUACAGACCUUGAUGUUGGACAAAUGGAAAGUGUGCCAGAAAAUUCAGGGAGAAAGUAACUUCCUGGUCUUCUCUCAGAUGCUGGCAGGACUCAGCACAGAGAUGAGGAUCGAACUGCAGCUACACCAGCUCUCUGAAUUCAACUCCUUUGGUAUUGUUCAUCCCGCCAAGGUGGAGGAGAAACAGCGUGCAUCCAUUGCUUUCACAAAGCUGCUGAGUGCCAUGGAAACACUGGGCUUCUCACCCGGUGAGCAGAAGGCGAUAUGGCAUGUUCUGGCUGGUAUUUACCAUCUGGGAGCUGCUGGGGCCUGUAAAGUGGGCAGGAGGCAGUUUAUGAACUUUGACAGUGCUCAGAUGGCAAGCAGUGUGCUUGGAUGUGAAGGUGAUGAUCUGCACACAGCAGUAUUCAAGCAUCACCUUCGACAGCUUCUGCAGAGGGCCACCGGGGGCAGCAGAGAGAGGAGCGGUGCCGCAGAAUCGGAGGAAGGUCCGAGGCUAACAGCUGCUCAGUGCCUCAAUGGAAUGGCUGCUGGACUUUAUGAAGAGCUCUUCACUGCCAUCGUGUCACUCAUCAACAGGGCGCUGAGCAGUCAGCAGCUGAUGCUAGCCUCUGUGAUGGUGGUGGACACGCCAGGCCUGAGGAACCCACGACACUCAGCAGAGGAGAGAGGAGCCAGCUGGUCCGAGUUCUGCCACAAUUACCUACAAGAGAGGCUGCUGGAGCAUUACCACUCACAUACGUUCACACAUACACUCGAGAGAUACGCUCAGGAGAAGAUCCACGUGGAGUUUGAAUGUCCAGAGACCAGCCCGGCCGAGGUGGUCUCUGCCAUUGACCAGCCACCUCCACAGGUCCGCGCAGCAGAUGAAGACCCCAGAGGUCUUUUAUGGGUUCUGGAUGAGGAGAUGGUGACGCCAGCCUCUUGUGAAAACAGGGCCGUGGAAAGAGUGUGCCAGUAUUACAGCAACAUGGUGCGACAGUGUGAGCAGCUGCUGCAGUGUGAGGUGAAGCACCUGAUGGGGUCUGAUCCUGUCCGAUACGAUCUGGCUGGAUGGUUCAGCCUCAUCCAGAACAACCCAUCUGCUCUGAACACCAUCUGUCUGCUCCAAAACUCCACUGUAGGGGUUGUGAAAGCCAUGUUCACCCCAAGAAUUUCUCUGCCCCCCCUGUGUCGGGCUCUGGGGGGACUAGAGGGUGGCAGCCAGCGCUCUUUGCAGAGGAAUGGCACCAUCAGGAAGACAUUCAGUGGGGGAAUGGCAGCGAUACGCAGACACUCCCAGUGUAUUGCAGUAAAACUCCAGGCAGAUGCUCUUAUCAAUCUGAUCCGUCGAGCCAGGCCAGUGUUUCUGCAGUGUGUCAGUGCAAAGUCUGACAAUGGAAGUUUUGACAUCCCAGCCCUCAGGGUGCAACUGCACUCCACACAGAUCCUGUCAGCUCUGCAGCUAUACCGCAUAGGUUAUUCAGAGCACAUGACUCUGGGGGAUUUCAGGUGUCAUUUCCAGGCUCUUGCUCCUUCAGUCAUGAAACGUUACGCUUCAGUGUUUGUCAGCCACGAUGAGAGAAAGGCAGUGGAAGAGCUGCUGGUUGAAUUGGAUGUUGAUAAAAAGAGCAUCCUCGUGGGUGCCAGCCGGGUGUUUAUGAAGCGAGGUGUGUUGUGCUAUCUGGAGCAGCAGAGGGAGAAGCAGGUCACUGGUUGGCUGGUCCACCUACAGGCUGCCUGUUUGGGACAUCUUGCCCGUCAGAAAUAUCGCAAACUCAAGGUGCAGCAGAUGGCAGUGAGUUGUCUGCAGAGGAACCUGCGGGCUCUCAGGGUCAUGUCCAAGUGGAGUUGGUGGAAACUUUUCUGCAGAGUGCGUCCUCUCCUUGAUGUCAACAUGGAUAAUGAGAGGCUCAGGGCCAAAGAGGAUGAAAUAUCAGUUCUGAGACGACGCCUAGAAAAAUCAGAGAAGGAGAGAAAUGAGCUGAGGCAGACUGCAGACAGCCUGGAAACCAAGGUUACAGCUGUGACAUCUGAACUGAGUGAUGAGCGUUUCCGCGGUGAUGCCGUGGGCCAGGCUCUGGAUGUGGAGAGGGCAGAGAGACUUCGACUCAGCAGGGAGAACAAAGACCUGCAGGCUCGCCUAGAUCAGUGUAAAGUGACCAUGGAAACCCUGGAGAAGCAGCUGGAGGAGGAGAAGCAGAAAGCUCAGGCUAAGGAGAGUCAGAGAGGAGCAGUGACAGAAACUGAACUGGUCAUGCAGCUGGAGUGCUGCCAGACAGAGAUGGAAUUUGUUUGCAGACGACUGAAACAGACAGAGGAAAAGCUUGAGACAGAAAGAGAAACUCGACAAGAGCUCGAUGCCAAGGUGGCGACAUUGCAGGCCCAGCUGGAGCAGUCCAGGAGGAGUGUGACAGAGGUGAAACGUCACUGUCGUCAUUUGACCUCUGACCUUCAGGAUGCCCGGGUCCUUACCGACAGUCUGCAGAGCCGCAUGCAUGAACUGGACCGCAAGCAGAGAAGGUUUGAUAACAAGCUGACUCAGGCUCUGGAGGAAGCUGAGUGUGAGCGAGAGCAGAAGGACAAAGCCUUUCAGGAAAACACAGCGCUGGGAGCUGAAAUAUACAAAUUGCGCUGCAGCCAACAGGAAAGCCAGGCAGAGGUUAGCCGUCUGCAGAAGCAGAAGGAGGACCUGUGUGCUCAGAUCCGUGACCUCAGCCUACCCGUUGACCUUGCCUCAGAGUCACUGCCUGCCCUCAAGAAGCAGCUUCGCCUCCUGGAGAGCCAGGUCAAUGAGAAAGCAGAGGAAAUCGCCAAGCUCACUGCCAAAAUACAGCAGCAGCAACAGAUCCACAUGCGGUUUGAGAUAGAGGUGGAAAGGAUGAAGCAGAUCCAUCAAAAGGAGUUGGAAGAUAAAGACGAGGAGUUAGAGGAUGUCCACAAGUCCUCUCAGAGACGACUGAGGCAGUUGGAAAUGCAACUGGAGCAGGAGUAUGAGGAGAAACAGAUGGUGAUUCAUGAGAAGCACGACUUGGAAGGACUCAUAGCAACUCUGUGUGACCAGGUGGGACACAGAGACUUUGAUGUAGAGAAGAAGCUAAGGAGAGAUCUGAAGAGAACUCACGCCCUCCUGGCUGAUGCCCAGCUUCUUCUUGCUACAAUGGAAAGCUCAGGGCAGAACCUACCCAACAGCAGUAAAGACCAGAUAGAGCAUCUGCACUUCCAGCUUGAGGAGAGCGAAGCAAGGCGACUUGAGGCUGAGAGCAUUCAGGCGACUCUCUCCCAGGAGCUGGACAACAAUCAGGCUGAGCUAGAAAACAUCUGCAAGCAGAAGAGUGUGGUGGAUGAAAACUUAGCUCUGCUGCAACAGGAGAAGGUGGACCUGUUGAAGAGGCUCGAAGAGGAUCAGGAAGACCUAAAUGAACUUAUGAAGAAACACAAAGCACUCAUUGCGCAGUCCUCCAGUGAUAUUGCUCAAAUCAGAGAACUGCAAGCUGAACUGGAGGAGGUGAAGAAACAGAAACAGUCUCUCCAAGAAGAGCUCCAGCAGUGUGUAUCGAGGGUGCAGUUCUUGGAAUCGUCCACUGUGGGGCGCAGCAUUGUCAGUAAACAAGAGGCACGUGUACGUGACCUGGAAAAUAAAUUAGAGUUUCAGAGAGGGCAAGUGAAGAGGUUUGAGGUGCUGGUGCUGCGGUUGAGGGACAGUGUGGUUCGUCUGGGAGAGGAGCUGGAGCAGAGCGCACAGGCCGAGGCUCGGGAGAGAGAGAAUGCCCGCUACUACCAGCAGCGUGUGCAGGACAUGAGACUGGAGAUGGAGGAGCUGAGCCAGGCAGAGCAGGAGAGCAGCCGCAGACGCAUGGAGCUGGAAAUGAAGGUUGAAGAGCUCAGCACUGUCAGACAGGCAUUACAGGCGGACCUGGAGACGUCCAUCCGGCGCAUCGUUGAUCUUCAGGCUGCCCUAGAGGAAGUAGAAUCGAGUGAUGACAGCGACACUGAAAGUGUUCACACUGCUGUGGAGUCCUUUACUCGAAAGAAAGACCUGUAAGAAACUCUUGGCUGUGUGUGUGGCUGUGUAUAUGUGUAUGACCUAAAAAUAUCUGAGCUUGAAGUGUUCUUAUUAUGCAUAUUGUUGUGAUAAUAAAUAACAGGAUAAAAAAGACAUAGCCUUCAACUAGCUUUGGCCUUGAUUUCCAUCAUAUCCAUGUAUAUCACCAAAGUCAAUGCACAAUUAAGACAGCUACACCUUAACCCAAAUGAUGAAAGUCAUUACAUAGAUGUGUAAAUUGGAUAUUAAUUUACUAACGACCAUCAGGUCACCAAGGUUAGGGUUGAGUUUUGUUUUAGCUGUUUGUGUGUGUGUGUCUCCAUCCAUUUUCUGCUGCUUAUCUGGAUGGUGGGGGGAAGCAGUCUAAGCAGAGAAGCCCAGACUUCCCUCACCCCAGCUACCUUCUCCUGCUCAUCUACGGGGACACCAAGAAGUUCCCAAGCCAGCUAUGAGAUAUAAUCUCUCUCGUGCAAAUUCUGGUUUCCCCCAGGGGCCCCCUACCGGACAUGCUCAGAAUACCUCACCUAUGAGGCGUCUAUCUUAGUCAGAUGCCCAAAAUACCUCAUCUUGGCUCCUUUUGAUAUGGAGGAGCAGCGGCUCUACUCCGAGUCCCUCUCGUAUGACCAAGCUCCUCACCCUCUCUCUAAGGGACAGUCCAGCCAUGGCUGCAGAUCUGAUGUUACAAUUAUAAAAUCAAUCAUCAACCUGCAACCUCAGAUGCCUUAUGUGCUUAUAAACACCUUUUUUCUCUAACAUGAUGUUUGUCAUUGACAAACUGUGGUUGGUACCGAAGUACAAUAACAAAACUGUGUUCUGGGAAGGCCAAUCCAUGACUGGAAAAUGGACUUCCACCUCUCCCAGUCGGUUAAGCUGCAGUCAGUUCCAAUGGAAGGCUUGGACCGAGAGGCAGCUCAGCAUCUGCUGGCUCUAAAAUGAUUUGAACUCUGGCGCUGUACAUCACAUGUACCUGGCCGAUUCGGCCAACGGACCAACUGUUCAUUUCUUUGCAUCCCGGGAUCUCGGGCAGGCCCCUGUCCAAGUCCCGGUUGUCCCAAAAAAAAUAAAAAAUUAUAAUUUGUUAUUUGUUGUUUGUUAGAAAAAUAAGGCAGAAAGAUAAAAGGUAAUUUGACCAGCUUCACCUUUAAACUCUGAGUAACCUUAGCCAAAAUUAUUUUGUACAUUAGGCUAAAACAAUGUGAUCAUGGAACAUUUUAGUGCAAAAAAUAACAAACCCAUUGGACUCACAAUACCUCCAUGCUUAUUUAUUGUCCAUCUCUUUCAGCCAGUUACUUGGACAAACUAGCCUGUUCACAUUUUCAGAGCUCAAGGCAGCUCUCUUUUUUUGUUACUAUGUGACCUGCAAGUGAUAACAGUAUGGCACAUGGGACAGAAGUGGCAGGACUAAUCAAAUACUUGCGGGCCAGGACAGACAGUUGUGGGUGGGUGCCUGCUCGACUGGACCACAACUGCAGUUGGCUCGCUGAUGGUGGGUUCUGCUCUGUACAAACUCAGGGUCCCUGUUACACAAGGCUUCCUCAUCUGAAUCAGAAUCUGAAGACAAUGAAGACAGGAGGAGGCUCUUUGUCUUUACUGGUGCCUUUGUGGUGGCAUCUUUACAGUGUUCUUGCAACAGGGCCUCAAGGCUGGUCCAAACCUCUUCUCGCUCUCCCCU
Molecule: messenger RNA, 7304 nt
Organism: Neolamprologus brichardi
Lineage: Eukaryota; Metazoa; Chordata; Actinopteri; Cichliformes; Cichlidae
Source: RefSeq, a predicted model, not a curated record